AUGACUACUAACGAAGGAGCGAAUGGAUCGACAGAUAUAGCAAAGGGCUACCCUAAGCUACAGCACGAACCCAGUAGUCUCGUUUCGGACGCCACCAUCGAGAUUAAGACGGAGAGCCCAACUGCUAAGCGCAAAUUGGAGACUAACGGAAACGGCCAUACAGAACAUCAGGACAAGCGACGGAAAGGUACUGCACCUGUCAAAGCAGAGUUCAUUAUUCACAACGAGACAUUCGAGGCUCCCGAAGCACAUCGAGAGAAUGGUGAUGACGACGCUGCUGAGGCAUUUCACCAUAAAGAUAGAUCUACCAAUGAAGGUGACAACAGAAACCAGCGCAAAAAACAGGGAGGUCAGAACAAAAACCGCAGUAUCAAGGCUGCUGCCGACGAGGUAGGCUUAUGUGCUACUCGAAGUCAUGCGCCAGAAUUCUCACCACGAGAGUGUCCGUUUGGCCAGAAAUGUAAGUUCGAGCAUGAUUUACGAAGGUACUUGAAAGACGUGAAGAAAGAUGAUCUUGAGACGUUCGACGGAGUUUGUCCUGUGUGGAAAGCAAGAGAUGGACGAAAAGAGCUCAUACUUGUCGAGGUUCCCGAGCUUGUGGCUAAACUUCAGGACACAUCAAAUGUGGAAGAUGCAGAAAUCGAGACAGUCAACAUAAUUGACACGCAAUCCAGACAAAUGCUCAACAGGAAGAAAUUGCGAACUCCAAAGUCUGACAAAUACAUUCCAUGGAUGGACGGAAAUUUGAGCAGAGAUCCUGCGCAGCAGAAGAUGCCAAAGAAACAGGCAUCCAAUGGUAGAGCAAACUCUUCGUCACCAGAACCUGAUGCAGAUAGUGAUCAGCAAGACCGACGUUCAGCGUACGUGGAACAACCACUUCUACCCUCCGAGAAGCGCAGACUAUACUAUGGUCCAGACACACCUGUUCUGGCGCCACUCACAACCCAAGGCAAUCUACCCUUUCGUCGUCUCUGCACUACCUUGGGUGCCACGUUUACCUUCUCUGAAAUGGCCAUGUCCAUGCCACUCCUGUCAGGACAACGCUCCGAAUGGGCACUGCUAAAAGCACAUGAAUCGGAGAUCCAACCACCAAACUUCAUCUCAAACGACGCGGUCUCAGCGCUGAAAUCGUCGAAACGUAACAUUGUCUACGAUUACAGUCACUCAACGGACACCAAAUUUGGUGCACAAAUAUCAUCAAAUAAGCCCUGGCUAGCCAUCAAAACCACCGAGGUCCUCGCCGCACUGAUUCCAAAUGGCCUUCGAGUCAUCGACAUGAACUGCGGCUGUCCAAUAGACCUGGUAUACAAGGAAGGUGCUGGUUCAGCACUGAUGGAUUCUCCAAACAAGCUCGACAAAAUGCUUCGAGGCAUGAACGCUGUGUCUGGAGCUAUACCCGUCUCCUGCAAAAUAAGAAUGGGCACGAAGACAGGAUAUCCCACCGCACAAAAACUAGUCGAAAGACUCGUCCUAGGGGCAAAGCGCAACAACCACUGGAGCAGCGACGACGAGCGAGACGCACCAUGUGGUGUCGCAGCGAUCACACUCCACGGCCGCAGUCGCCAACAACGAUACACGCGAGAAGCAGACUGGGAGUACAUCUCCGAAACAGCCUCACUCAUCGAAUCCCUAAACAAUCGCGCCAACGCACUCAGCGACACGAUCCACGAACCCGACGCACGAGAUCUCGCCCAACCUCUCAUAUCCGCACAAUCGUCAGCUACAACGCCAAACGGCGUCCACUUCCUCGGUAACGGCGACAUCUUCUCCCACGAAGAUUACUACCGCCACCUCGAAAACGCACCCAUAUCAGCCUGCAUGGUCGCCCGCGGCGCCCUCAUCAAACCAUGGAUCUUCGAAGAAAUCCACCUCAACCAAUACCUCGAUAAAUCCGCCACCGAGCGUCUCGACUAUAUCCGUACUUUCGUUCGUAACGGCCUCUCUGCCUGGGGCACAGAUACCCACGGGAUCAGCACUACGCGCCGUUUCCUGCUUGAGUACCUCUCCUUUACCCACCGAUACGUGCCUGUGGGGCUUCUGGAGUAUCUGCCUCCGAAGAUCAAUGAGAGACCGCCGCGGUAUAGGGGUCGUGACGAGCUUGAGACCUUGCUAGCGAGUGACAGUUAUAAGGAUUGGAUUCGAAUCAGCGAGAUGUUCUUGGGGAAAGUGGGUGAUGUGGAGGGGAAGAAGGGGGAGGAUUAUGGGUGGGUGCCGAAGCAUAAGAGUCAUGCUUGGGAUGGAGAGGCUCAGGGGUGA
This is a messenger RNA of Lithohypha guttulata, 2256 nucleotides long. RefSeq names its product tRNA-dihydrouridine synthase 3 (gene DUS3). The record is from RefSeq and is a predicted model, not a curated record. The transcript has 2 exons. Bases 1 to 2256 code for a protein of 751 amino acids. Gene Ontology annotation, molecular function: tRNA dihydrouridine synthase activity; RNA binding; flavin adenine dinucleotide binding. Gene Ontology annotation, biological process: tRNA processing. NCBI's taxonomy places the organism in Eukaryota, Fungi, Ascomycota, Eurotiomycetes, Chaetothyriales, Trichomeriaceae.